Molecule: messenger RNA, 1733 nt
Organism: Chaetomium strumarium
Lineage: Eukaryota; Fungi; Ascomycota; Sordariomycetes; Sordariales; Chaetomiaceae
Product: pyridoxal phosphate-dependent transferase
Exons: 2
Coding region: 242-1702 (486 amino acids)
Biological process (GO): biosynthetic process
Molecular function (GO): pyridoxal phosphate binding; L-alanine:2-oxoglutarate transaminase activity
Source: RefSeq, a predicted model, not a curated record
UCGAGACUUUUGAGUUGCCCCGCAACCCAACCUGUCGGGAUACCCGACUUAUUAACCUUAAAUUCCAAACAAGCCCCCCUGUCGCUGGUGUUUUAUCUGACAGCCCGCUCUCUCUGCCGCAGACGUCUCCAGUCUGACAGUUGGUGCCCCGCCAAUAUAUUCUGCUACCCCGCCACCGGAUUGUGCGGGCCGCGUCUUUUCACCUGCCUUCCGGAGUCGCUCAUCUCAGCAGAAGCGCACCAUGGCGUCCAACUCCGGCCGACGACUCAAUAUCGACAACAUCAACCCGCACGUCCGGGCUGCCAAGUACGCCGUGCGUGGUGAGCUGGCCGUCAAGUCGGAGGAGUACCGUGCCGCGCUGCUGAAUGGCCCGGCCGCCGGCUUGCCCUUCAAGGAGGUCAUCUCGGCCAACAUUGGUAACCCUCAGCAGCUGGACCAGAAGCCCAUCACCUUUUUCCGCCAGGUCCUGAGCAUCCUCGAGAAUCCAGCCCUGCUCGAGAAGGCCGAUGUGUUAGUGAACCACCUGGGCUACAAGCCGGACGUUCUGGAGCGGGCCAAGAGGUUGCUGGCUCAGGUAGGCUCCGUAGGUGCCUACAGUGCCAGCAACGGCGUCCCUGCCAUCAGGCAGAGCAUCGCCGAGUUCCUCGAGAGACGUGAUGGCUUCCCUGCUAACCAGGCCGACAUCUACCUCUCUGCCGGUGCCUCCUCCGGUGUUAACACCCUGUUGCACGUUAUCUGCGCUGGGGAGAAGUCGGGCAUUCUGGUCCCCAUCCCGCAGUACCCCCUGUACACGGCCUCGCUCUCCGUCCUGAACGCCGCUUGUGUACCGUACUACCUGGACGAGUCCAAGAACUGGGGCACCGACCUGGGCACUAUCAAGGAGGCCUACGAGAAAGCCAAGGCCGAGGGUGUCGAUGUGCGCGCCAUCGUCAUCAUCAACCCCGGCAACCCCACUGGCGCCUCCCUGUCCGAGGAGGAUAUCCGCGCCGUGAUCGACUUCGCGCGGCAGCAGCGCCUGGUCGUCCUCGCCGAUGAGGUCUACCAGACCAACGUCUUCAUCGGCGAGUUCAUCAGCUUCAAGAGGAUGCUGCGCCAGAUGCAGAAGGAGAAGCCCGGCGUGUACGACGACGUCGAGCUCGCCUCGCUCCACUCCGUGUCCAAGGGCAUGGUCGGCGAGUGCGGCCACCGCGGCGGCUACUUCGAGCUCGUCGGCUUCGACCCGCAGGUCCAGGCCGAGAUCUACAAGUUCGUCUCCAUCAUGCUCUGCGCCCCCGUCAUCGGCCAGUGCCUCGUCGAGCUCAUGGUCAACCCGCCCCGCCCCGGCGAGCCGUCCUACGAGCUCUACCAGCAAGAGUACGACGCCAUCUUCAACGGCCUGCGCGAGCGCGCCACCGCCCUGCACAAGGCAUUCGAGCAGAUGGAGGGCGUCGAGUGCGGCGUGCCCCAGGGCUCCAUGUACCUCUUCCCCACCAUCAAGCUGCCCCCGAAGGCGGCCGAGGCAGCCGCCGCCGAGGGCCGCACCCCCGACGAGUUCUAUUGCAUGCGCCUGCUCGAGGCCACGGGCGUGUGUGUGGUGCCGGGCUCCGGGUUCGGCCAGAAGGAGGGGACGCUGCAUUUCCGCACCACCUUCCUCGCGCCCGGGACCGAGUGGGUGGGCAGCAUUGUCAAGUUCCACAAGGAGUUCAUGGACAAGUACCGCUGAGCGUGGGUGGCAUGCUGAGUGGGUACCGGAC